ACGUCACUCUUCUGCUCUUUCUAGUAUUCAACAUGGCGUCCGAGGUAGACUAGCUGGACACGGUAGCCAGCUACAACAUGAGCUAACGGGCUGUUGCCAGUUUUACCGUUUGGAAUUACUGUAUACUGUUGAUUAGCUAGCUAGUAUGCAGGAAAGUAACCCGUGUUAAUAAUUUACUCAACCGACAGAUUAGGCGAAAUAAUGGAAACUCGAGGAAUAGAACAGAUGUUUGACUUCCAGCGGUAAGAACAAGAUGUGUUGUUGUCAAGACAAGUAUCUACGUUAGCUAACUAGCAGCUAGCUAAAUUAGCUUAUCAGUCCUCCCAUAACAAAGAUUUCACAUAGUCUUGGCUGCUCAUAAUCGGCUCUGGUUACUAGCUAGCUAGGUCACAGUCUUCUUGCCGUUAAUUUAGCUUGUUACGUAGCAAAUUAGCCCAAAAUAUAUCAAUAUUGACUGUUAUUAACGACGUUAGCCGGUAGCUUGAUUAAUAGCCGUAAGUAACAUUCGUUUGCUCUCUAGUAACCAGCUAAGCAACAUGAUGCAGCUGUUAUUCUUAAUACGUUUAGCCAACUAACGUUAGCUGGUUUAUAAUCUUGCUAAUUUUAUAAUCUGUCCCGUUGGACUCGGAAUUAUUAUUCCUGACCAUGAGCACAGUGUGAUUCACAUUGAACUGAAAAUCUGUGUCUUAAACAGGUUGCCAAACGAUGGACUGGUCCUGUUGCUGGUAUUGCUUUACUCUCCAGUUGGCGUGUGUUUGAUGUUACUACGAAUCUUCGUAGGUGCACAUGUGUUUUUGGUGAGCUGUGCACUCCCAGACAGUGUUGUUAGAAGGUAAGGGUAGUUUUGCAUUAUUGACUAGCUGUUGAAGGUUGACUCAGCAAUAUCACGUCAUCAUACACCAUGGGCUGACUUCCUGCUUAUAAUAAAACUAAAAUCUGGCAAGACUGCAACAAUUGGCUUCUCCCAAUAUGGGUAUGCCUCAACCAAAGAAGAGUGCAAAUUUGGAGGAGCCACUUGUGGGAAGUCUUGGCAGAUUAAGGGGCUGUGUUCAGUAUUGCAAAACAUUUGGAAAAUGAGUUCAUGUAGUAUCUCAACGUUUUCAAAACAUAUUCUCCUGUUUCGUGCUUACUGAAUCUAACUAAAAGCUUUCUUCCUGUUCCAGAUUCAUUGUGAGAGUGAUGUCCUCAGUCCUUGGUAUGCACGUGAGACAGAACAGCCCACGUUUAAGAGACAAAAGCACAAAACUGUACAUUUGCAAUCACGUGACCCAGUUUGACCACAACAUUGUCAAUCUUCUGACCUCUUGCAAUACAGUGAGUAUUUUUGUUGAUGAAGUGAAGCUUUUCAUUGUGUUGCACUUUGAGCUCCUGGGGUUGUGCUUGCCCAACUGAACAAAGAUCUUUGUCUAGAGAUGCAGCUGGGUUGACUCAACCGUAGGCCACCAGCCAGUGUGUAUUUAUUUUGACCAUGUCAUGUGACCUGUCUGCUCCUCUACACAGCCCAUGCUGGAGGACUCUGCGGGCUUCGUGUGUUGGGCCAGAGGCUUCAUGGAGCUGGGUGCCAUAUCGGGUCAGGAUGAGAUGGAGGAGUCCCUCAGGAGAUACUGCUCCUCUCCAGGAACUCUGCCCCUGCUCAUCUUCCCCGAGGAGGACACAACCAAUGGGCGCGCUGGCCUGCUCAAGUUCAGGUGAGCCAUAACACACUGCAUUAUUCCUGUCCUCGAGCGUAUUGGGUUCUGUCUGUCGCUCUCUUUGGUUUUGAAGUUGGUUUCUUCAAACCAAGAGUAUCACUGCCCCACAGAGCUGCAGAUCAGUGCUUUCCAUGGGGUUUAUCCUGUGCAUGAGACAACUGAUUUUUUGUAUUUGAUUAUAUCUGCCCUCUUUGUACAGGGGAGAGUGGGGUAAGUUGAGCCAAAGGGUUAGUUGAGCAACCCUUUGUUUCUAGGAAACAUACACAAAAUUAAUCAUGUGACCAAAUAUUUAGGAAGAGGUCAUCAUUUCAUGGAGUCUGUGAAGGAAGAAACCACAUGGAAAAAGUGGUAAGCAAGCUAGGUCCAAAAAACAGAUUUUCACAAAGUCAAAUGAAUUUGUGUUAUAGGUUUCAUGAUGCUUGUGUUUAAACGAUUGAUGUUAACCGUUAAUUCAAGGUUUCCCGAACUUUGUCCUCUGGACACCAAUGGCUGCACGUUUAGUUUUUUGCCCUAGCACUACACAGCUGAUUAAAAUAAUCAACUAAUCAUCAAGCUUUGAUAAUGUGAAUCAGCUGUGUAUUGUUAGCGCAAAAAACAAAACAUGCACCCCAUUGGAUCCCGAGGAUUGAGUUUGGGAAACGCUGCCGAAAAUACAUUUGACCUGUCAUGCUUAUCGGUCUAUAUGUUAAUUUGCAUUAUUUAGUGGAAUUAAAUAUUUUGGAAGCCCAGUCAUUGCGCAACAAAUAACUUUUCUAAAUGCAAUGUUAACUGUUUUGAUGGUCACGAUUUAAAGAUCAAUUUUUAUUUCUCAAUCUCAACUCGUAAUUAAAGCAAGUCUCCCAUUUGACAUUCGAGUGCAAAGGCUAUAGUAAACGGUAGGCAGACUAUCAGCGCGUCAGCCACCACUUUGCAAUGUGAGCUUGAGGCAGUAUAAUUGUUUAAAACCUGAACGUUUUACUUUACUGUAAAUAAUGAGGUAUGUCUUACCUUGCUUCAAAUUAGCCUAGUGAAAAUCCGUGGAAGCAAUUAUUUAAUAAAGACUUCCUCAUGCCAUUAACCAACAUUUCUCUCCUGUUCUGUUGGUUUUCAUAUCAACUUUCCUUCAUUCGCCAGAAGCCAAAGGAACAAUGCUAGUCAUAUUAGCAACCCAUCCUAGUUGUUGCUAUUAGAUUCCCCUUCUUUCUAAAUUUGUAGCGAAGAUUUUAGUCUCUGUCACAUAUGGAAACGCUCGCAUUAGGUGCGCUCUUAAUGAAAAAUGUUUGUUCCUUGUAUGCAUACAUAAUAUUUUCUGUUGGUCAUGUAAUUUGACUGUUUAGGAUUUUUUUUUGCUGUUAAUUGACCGUUUAAUGAGGGUCGGAUAGUCGGCAGCAAAAUUGACAUAAAUGUGCAUCCCUAAUCUAAACCAAAGUAGAUUGUUUUAAGAUGAAUUUAUUCAUCAGUUGGGGUCUCUACUAGCGCUCAAACUAGCAUUCUGCCUUCUCCCUACAGUUCUCAGCAGGUAGCUUCGCCCACGACUGGCUCAUGUGAACUACAAUCCUGACGCUGUGUUUUAACGUUUAGAAACGUAAAUAAUCAUCGCUUGCGAUACGGCUUUCGAAACAUAUGGCCCUUAUCUUUCAUCAGCGAGGAAGAAUCCUUCAAAAAAAAAAGAUACACUUACUGUAGCAGCUUUCCACAGAUCCAUACAGCUAUGGGUUCCUCCAUCAGACACAACUACACUUCCGCUACACUUCCCGAGUUAUGCUGACACACAGGUGUUCAGAGCAGGCGAGAUAGCUAAUUAGCACAGGUGGUCGCCUCUGUUUUCCAUAAACAAGCCUGUAACAUGGAGAUAUGGCCGUGCGGGAACAUUAACCCUAUAAAGGUGUAUAUCAAUUGAACCUUUUUGUUUUUAGAAAAAAAGUUCUUGCUGAUAUGAAAGAUAAGGUCGUUAUGCUUCCAAAACCGUACUGCAAGCGAUGCGUGUUAAUGUUCAGACCGAGCACCGGGGCUCUUAACAAAACUUCCCGUACAGAAGACGUCUUCGUCUAAUGACUCUUGUGUAAUGUAAUGGAACUGAGAGUCAUUAUCAAGGGCUAGGGUCUCUAUACGCUACAAUAUGAGGUCCUAAACCUAGCAUGAAAAUACAUCCUUGUACCUGUGUGGGCUAAUAUAGUCAAAAUGUUUGCCUUGGGGUAAGUUGAACCUAUGGCUACCAUACCCCAUAAAACGUAUGAUUACAAUUUGUCAGUUAUAUGCAUAAUAUUUUUUGCAAUGUGUCAUGCAUAUGAACUCAAGAUAUUGUAUUUUUAUUGUUACAGAGCAGACAUCAUCAUGUAUACAAAUGUAAAACAAGCAGGAGUCUAGCGCCCCUUGAGGUUCUUGAGAGCAGCCAAGGAAGUGAGAGAAGGGAAGAAGUCCAUUCAAGCAGCAGCAAGGGAUGAACAAAUAGACUGAAUGACACAGAAGAGAUACAUUGUCAAAAAAGAACUAACAUGUACCUGUGUGAAAGAGAGGCUAUGAUAGAGUAGCAGAGGCACACAAGGUCUUAUCUGAUGACAUGGAGUCUGAGCUUGCUAAAAAUAUCAAGAAUCUUGCGGAACAGUUUCAUGGGCUUAGUAACGUCAAAUGCAGAGAUCUUGCCUACGAAUUGGCACAUCGAAGCAACAUCCCUGUCCCAGACAACUGGUCAAGAAAUGGAAGGGUAAGUGAUAUUGAACAGAGAGCUCUAUAUCUGAAUGUAGGCAUACAUUAAAGAUAUACAAUACACCACACCCCCAUUCCAUAAAUUAAACUUUGACCUACCAGUACCACCACCCACUUACCCCAAGGCGGCUCAACAUACCCUGACCCUAUGCUCAGCUUACCCCAUACCCGGGGUAAGUUGUGACGAGAACCUUUUUUGGAUAAGCUAUUUUUUCAAAACUGUUAUGUUUACAUGAAUUCUGAUUUAUUUCCAGGGAUACAACAUCCUGAAAUAUAUGUACAUAUCUUUGUUAGAAAAAAUACUCUUUACUUACCCCACUCUCACCAACACAAAUACAUUUUCUAGUUUUCCCCAGUCACCAAUAGGACAGAUAACUAUUGCUAUUAGCAACUUAAAUGGUUAGUGAUUUAUUAGCAGGUGAUAAGAGGAGAAUCUGUCCUGAGCAGAAUGCCAACACUGCUAUAAGUUGCCCCUGUACUGCCCGUGUAUUACUGGUGCUAAGAGCUACUGAGCAAAUGAACAUGUUUUCUCUCCCUCAGCUCCUGGCCUUUCUCUUUGACUGACUCCAUUCAGCCUGUGGCCUUGCAAGUGAAGAGACCAUUUCUAGCUCUGGUAAUACUAUCAAAACUAAACUGCCUCUUUGUCAUAUUUAACAAUAUACAUUUGGUGAAAGUUUUUGUUUAAAGAGUUGGGCUUUAAAAAGUUGUAGGGUUCGUCCAGUACUUGUAAAAUGGUUUUGCACACCACUGGUAGACCUAAUAUGAUUUUGUGUUGUUGAUUUGUCACUAUCAGUCUGAACAUAUUUCUGUCAGACACAUGCAGAGGAUUUCCUGUAAUGAAAGCACUAAUGUAGUUUGUUCCUCUUUCACCAGAGCACGCCAGACUCCUUUUGGUUGACAGAACUGUUGUGGACCUUUUUCGUCCCGUGUACAGAGUACCAUGUAAGGUACUAAAUAAUUACUGUAUCUUACUACUUCAAUCAAUUUCAAUCAAUUUUAUUUUAUAUAGCCCUUCUUACAUCAGCUAAUAUCUCGAAGUGCUGUACAGAAACCCAGCCUAAAACCCCAAACAGCUAGUAAUGCAGGUGUAGAAGCACGGUGGCUAGGAAAAACUCCCUAGAAAGGCAAAACCUAGGAAGAAACCUAGAGAGGAACCAGGCUAUGAGGGGUGGCCAGUCCUCUUCUGGCUGUGCCGGGUGGAGAUUAUAACAGAACCAUGCCAAGAUGUUCAAAAAUGUUCAUAAGUGACAAGCAUGGUCAAAUAAUAAUCAGGAAUAAAUCUCAGUUGGCUUUUCAUAGCCGAUCAUUAGAGUUUAAAACAGCAGGUCUGGGACAGGUAGGGGUUCCAUAACCGCAGGCAGAACAGUUUAAACUGGAAUAGCAGCAAGGCCAGGCGGACUGGGGAUAGCAAGGAGUCACCACGGCCGGUAGUCCCGACGUAUGGUCCUAGGGCUCAGGUCUCUCAGUUGGCUUUUCAUAGCCGAUCAUUUAGAGUUGAAAACAGCAGGUCUGGGACAGGUAGGGGUUUCGUAGCCGCAGGCAGAACAGUUGAAACUGGAAUAGCAGCAAGGCCAGGCGGACUGGGGGCAGCAGGGUGUCAUCAUGCCCGGUAGUCCUGACGUAUGGUCCUAGGGCUCAGGUUCUCAGAGAGAAAGAGAGAACGAGAGAAUUAGAGAGAGCAUACUUAAAUUCACACAGGACACUGGAUAAGACAGGAGAAGUACUCCAGGUAUAACCAACUAACCCCAGCCCCCCGACACAUAAACUACUGCAGCAUAAAUACUGGAGGCUGAGACAGGAGCGGUCCGGAGACACUGUGGCCCCAUCCGAAGAAACCCCCGGACAGGGCCAAACAGGAAGGAUAUAACCCCACCCACUCCGCCAAAGCACAGCCCCCGCACCACUAGAGGGAUAUCCCCAACCACCAACUUACAAUCCUGAGACAAGGCCGAGUAUAGCCCACAGAGGUCUCCACCACAGCACAAACCAAGGGGGGGGGGGGUCGCCAACCCAGACAGGAAGAUCACGUCAGUAACUCAACCCACUCAAUUGACGUACCCCUCCCAGGGACGGCAUGAAAGAGCACCAGCAGGCCAGUGACUCAGCCCCUGCAACAGGGUUAGAGGCAGAGAACCCCAGUGGAGAGGGGAACCGGCCUGGCAGAGACAGCAAGGGCUGUUCGUUGCUCCAGCCUUUCCGUUCACCUUCACACUCCUGGGCCAGACUACACUCAAUCAUAUGACCUACUGAAGAGAUAAGUCUUCAGUAAAGACUUAAAGGUUGAGACCGAGUCUGCGUCUCUCACAUGGGUAGGCAGACUGUUCCAUAAAAAUGGAGAUCUAUAGGAGAAAGCCCUGCCUCCCGCUGUUUGCUUAGAAAUUCUAGGGACAAUUAGGAGGCCUGCGUCUUGUGACCGUAGCGUACGUAUUGGUAUGUACGGCAGGACCAACUCGGAAAGAUAGGUAGGAGCAAGCCCAUGUAACGCUUUAUAGGUUAACAGUAAAACCUUGAAAUCAGCCCUUGCCUUAACAGGAAGCCAGUGUAGGGAAGCUAGCACUGGAGUAAUAUGAUCAAAUUUCUUGGUUCUAGUCAGGAUUCUAGCAGCCGUAUUUAGCACUAACUGAAGUUUAUUUAGUGCUUUAUCCGGGUAGCCGGAAAAUAGAGCAUUGCAGUAGUCUAAUCUAGAAGUAACAAAUGCAUGGAUUAAUUUUUCUGCAUCAUUUUUGGACAGAAAAUUUCUGAUUUUUGCAAUGUUACGUAGAUGGAAAAAAGCUGUCCUUGAAACAGUCUUGAUAUGUUCGUCAAAAGAGAGAUCAGGGUCAAGAGUAACGCCUAGGUCCUUCACAGUUUUAUUUGAGACGACUUUACAACCAUCAAGAUGAAUUGUCAGAUUUAACAGAAGAUCUCUUUGUUUCUUGGGACCUAGAACAAGCAUCUCUGUUUUGUCCGAGUUUAAAAGUAAAAAGUUUUCAGCCAUCCACUUCCUUAUGUCUGAAACACAGGCUUCUAGCGAGGGCAAUUUUGGGGCUUCACCAUGCUUCAUUGAAAUGUACAGCUGUGUGUCAUCCGCAUAGCAGUGAAAGUUAACAUUAUGUUUUCGAAUAACAUCCCCAAGAGGUAAAAUAUAUAGUGAAAACAAUAGUGGUCCUAAAACGGAACCUUGAGGAACACCGAAAUGUACAGUUGAUUUGUCGGAGGACAGACCAUUCACAGAGACAAACUGAUAUCUUUCCGACAGGUAGGAUCUAAACCAGGCCAGAACUUGUCCGUGUAGACCAAUUUGGGUUUCCAGUCUCUCCAAAAGAAUGUGGUGAUCGAUGGUGUCAAAGGCAGCACUAAGGUCUAGUAGCACGAGGACAGAUGCAGAGCCUCGGUCUGACGCCAUUAAAAGGUCAUUUACCACCUUCACAAGUGCAGUCUCAGUGCUAUGAUGGGGUCUAAAACCAGACUGAAGCAUUUCGUAUACAUUGUUUGUCUUCAGAAAGGCAGUGAGUUGCUGCGCAACAGCUUUUUCUAAAAUUUUUGAGAGGAAUGGAAGAUUCGAUAUUGGCCGAUAGUUUUUUAUAUUUUCCGGGUCAAGGUUUGGCUUUUUCAAGAGAGGCUUUAUCACUGCCACUUUUAGUGAGUUUGGUACACAUCCGGUGGAUAGAGAGCUUGUCAUUGUCAGGCACAUCCGGUGGAUAGAGAGCUUGUCAUUGUCAGGGCUCUGGUUUAACCUUGUAAUAGGAUAGAAUUGAUAACUGACAACUUUUGUUUGUCCUUAAAGUCCACUCCAUUACUCAUUGGAAAAUUCCCCUAGAAUAAGCAAUGGUUUGUGCUAGAUAUGUGACUCUCUUGCCAUUUCAGAGUUAAUGUUUUGUCAGGAUCAGCAGUACAGUGCCUAGUGAAAGUCUACACACUUCACAUUUUGCUGUCUUAAAAUUAAAUCUUAAGGUACAUUACAUUACAUUGGAUUUAUUUCCUACAGAUCUAAACAACCUACUCCACAUUUUCAAAGUUAAAUAAAAUAUAACAUUUUCCAAAUUAAUAAUAAAAAAAGAUUGGUUAGGUCUUCACACCCCAGAGUUAAUACUAGGUGGAAGCACCUUUGGCAGCCAUUACAGCUGUGAAUCAUUUUCAAUAAGAUUCUACCAACUUUGCACAACCCUUAGGGCAACAUACAGUGCCUUCAGAAAGUAUUCACAGCUCUUGACUUUUUUUUCCACCUUUUGUUGUGUUUUUGAAUGACUACCUCAUCUCUGUACCCCACACAUACAAUUAUCUGUAAGGUCCCUCAGACAAGCAGUGAAUUUCAAACACAGAUUCAACCACAAAGACCAGGGAGGUUUUCCAAUGCCUCGCAAAGAAAGGCACCUAUUGGUAGAUGGGUAAAAAAAAAAAGCACACAUUGAAUAUCCCUUUGAGCAUGGGGAAGUUAUUAAUUACACUUUGGAUGGUGUAUCAAUACACUCAGUCACUACAAAGAAACAGGUGUCCUUCCUAACUCAGUUGCCGGAAAGGAAGGAAACCCCUCAGGGAGGCCGAUGGUGACUUUAAAACAGUUACACAGUUUAAUGGCUUUGAUAGGAGAACUGAGGAUGCAUCAACAACAUUGUAGUUACUCCACAAUACUAACCUAAUUGACAGAGUGAAAAGAAGGAAGCCUGUACAGAAUAAAAAUAUUCCAAAACAUGCAUCCUGUUUGCAACAAGGCACUAAAGUAAUAUUGGGGGAAAAUGUGGCAAAGCAAUUAACUUUUUUUCCCGAAUUCAAAGUGUUAUGUUUGGGGCAAAUCCAAUAAAGUAUUACUGAGUACCACUCUCCAUAUUUAAGCAGAGUGGUAGAUGCAUCAGAUUAUUGGUAUGCUUGUAAUCGUUAAGGACUGGGGAGUUUUUCCAGGAUAAAAAAGAAACGGAAUGGAGCUAAGCACAGGCAAAAUCCUAAACGAAAACCUACUUCAGUCUGCUUUCCACCAGACACUGGGAGAUGAAUUCACCUUUCAGCAGGACAAUAACCUAAAACACAAGGCCAAAUCUACACUGGAGUUGCUUACCAAGAAGACGGUGACUGUUCCUGAGUGGCCGAGUUACAGUUUUGACUUAAAUCUACUUGAGAAGCUAUGGCAUGACCUGACAAUGGUUGUCUAGCGAUGAUCAAUAACCAAUUUGACAGAGCGUGAAGAAUUUAAAAAUUAAUAACGUGCAAAUAUUAUACAAUCCAGGUGUGCAAACCUCGUAGACUUACCCAGAAAGACUCUCAGCUGUUAUCGCUGCCAAAGGUGAUUCUAACAUGUAUUGACUCAGAGGUGUGAAUACCUAUGUAGAGAUAUUUCUGUAUUUAAUUUUCAAUAAAUUUGCAAACAUUUCUAAAAAUAUAUGUUUUCACUGUCAUUAUGGGGUAUUGUGUGUAGAUGGUUGAAAAAUUAAAUGUAUCCAUUUUGAAUUCAGGCUGUAACACAACAAAAUGUGGAAUAAGUCAAGGGGUAUGAAUACUUUAGUCAAAAUGCCUCAAGCUCAGUUUGGUUGGGAAUCAUUGAUAGACAGCAAUUUUCAAACCUCUGAUUUGCAAGCACAUUUAAGUCCGGACUGAGACUAGACCACUCAGGAACACUCAACACCUCUUGGGAACCCAUUCUGGUGUGUCUUUGGUGUUAACAUUUGUGUAAUUGUCCCACUGAAAAAUAAAACUCUGCUUUGCUCCUGGGUAUGCUCCUUUAAUAUUUAUUUUGAUCCUGACAAACUCCCCAGUCCCUAAAUGUAUUUCCCGUGUUAUCUUGCAGUAUUACUUAACGGCCGUGUUGCAAACAGAAUGGAUGAUUUGGAGUGGAUUUUUUUAACAGGCCAGUAAUGUGGCGUGAAUGCAAUCUUCUGUAUUUUAAAGUAUUGGCAGCAUCAUGUUAUGGGUAUGCUUGUCACUGGCAGGGACUGGGGAGUUUGUCAGGAUCAAAAUAAAUAUGAAAGGAGCAAAGUCCAAAUAAAAAGUUAAAGGAAACCCUGCCAUAGUCUUCUGAAAACUAAACCCUGGGAUAGACCAAUAUGUGUUCAGUGUUCCUGGAUGGUCCAGUCUCAGUCCUGACUUAAAUCUGCUUGAAAGUUAAAAUUAUUCACAGCUGUAAUGGCUGCCAAAGGUGCUUUCACCAAGUAUUAACUCUGGGGCGGGUGAAGAUGAACGCAAUCAAUACAUUUAAUUUUUUUAUCAAUUAGGAACAUUUUCUAUAAUUUUUCUUUCACUUUGAAAAUGUGGGUUGUGUAGAUCGAUAGGAAACAUUUUUACAUUUUAGUCAUUUAGCAGACGCUCUUAUCCAGAGCGACUUACAGUUAGUGAGUGCAUACAUUUUUCAUACUGGCCCCCUGUGGGAAUUGAACCCACAACCCUGGUGUUUCAAGCGCCAUGCUCUACCAACUGAGCUACAGGAGGCCUGAAAGAAAUCCAAUUGAAUCCCUUUUUUAUUUCAUUUUAAGGCAGCAAAAUGUGAAGACUAUGCAAGCGGUGUGUAGACUUUCACUAGCGACUGUGUGUUAUAGUCAUAACUUUUCAACCAGCUUGAUUAGAGGCAGAAGUUUACAUAAAGGGGCAAGUUUAAGUUUACUAUUACUGCUCACAAAGCUUGUAGAGACCCUGUUUCGUUUGACUUUCACAGAUGGCUCCCCCCUGUGUCAAGACAAGAUGAAGAGUCCCUUCAAGAUUUUGCUAACAAAAUCCAAGAGGUAUAAAACCUUUGGUCUCAUUCUAAUUUUUACACACUUGUUCUGCAACGCCUUCUGUUCCCUACUGCACACAUUGUAUCAAACAAAACCAGUACCGGUAUGCAUCUUAUAGUGCAUAUUGCAAGUUAUCACAUUGACUGCCCUAAAGCACCCAAUUCCAGGAUCUGAGCUUGUGAUAUUAGAAAAUUCACAGUGAUAUGGAACACUAAAGCAAGUGGUUAUUCUAUUGUCCUCUGAUUGGUCUUUGUGCUGUCCAUUUUCAGCUCCUAGCCACUGAGCUCGGCGUGGUCUCGACACAGAUUACCAAAGCAGACAAAGCCGAGCAUGUGAAAAGGAAACGGCACAUUGCACCGCGCACCACAACCUCAAGUAAGAGAGCCCUGAAGAAACCUUCCCUGACAAAGCCACUCCUACAGCAUGGUCUUGGUGCAAGUUAUGCUCACUUGGAGGGUGGUUGGGACCAUCAGUAAUGGUUUGUAUUUACUACUGUCUGUAUCCAGAUCUGGGUGCCAGACCACGUUCUCUGGGCUUCGUGGUCCGCAGCUCUGGGGUGGAGGAGCUAAGGAUCAGCAGGAUGGCCCAGCAGGUGAAGGAGGUUCUGCCUGACAUCCCCCUCAGCAUCAUCACCAGAGACCUUGGUACGCCAACCCUUAAUUUUCGCUUUGCGUUUCCAGUGCAGUGACAGAAUUUGGAAUGGUGACGAGCAGUGCACCAAUUCAAGUCCUAUAUUCGCAUGUGCAUUUCAUUGAAAUAGAGUGGUAACACUUGACUUGACACUGGGAUGAAUACAGGAGCAGAUUUCAGGAGCGAGACACCCUCUUUUUGACUGAUGACUGAUAUAAGGGCAUGUACGUGAUAGGACUAUCUGGCUUAUAUGAUUAUGAUGGUCAUAAUGCUUAUUGACAGUGUCAUAAAGUGUAUUUUCUACAAGUUAUUUAAAAUCUGAUGAAAAAACAUGACUGUAAAGAGCUAAUUACAACAAAGGAUUUAAGGAACAAACUUUCAAACGAAAGGAAACUUCUUGGCAGGGAAAAAACUAAUUUGACAAAAUGUGGGUUUAAACACUCUUAUGUAGGUGUCAUAACCAGCCAUAAAAUAGUGCAAUAUAUGUCACAACAGGUGUAAAUAUAUGGGUCAUGAAAGUGUUAUAACCAUAUUAUGACAUGGUUAUGACCGUGGGUGUCAAGUCAAGUGUUACCAAUGGAGUUUGCAUAGGCAGAGAAAAAGGCACAGUAGCAUGCAGCGUUUCCCAAACCUUUUCCCUUACCCUUUUUGCAGUGCAAACCAACUGCGUGGACACCACUAUCACUAACCUGCUGGAGAGCACUGAGGAGUUCCCAUUGGUGGCCACAGGCGAAGCCACGUCUGCACCAGGCCCAUCCUGGAGGUCCCUCUCCUUUUCUGCUGCACCCGCUCCCACCAUUAAGGUUUGCCAAUCAUCUAAAUGAUGUCUGUAGUCUACACUGAGUGUACAAAACAUUAGGAACACCUGCUCUUUCCAUGACAUAGACUGACCAGGUGAAUCCAGGUGCAAGCUAUGAUCCCUUAUUGAUGUUAACUGUUAAAUCCACUUCAAUCUGUGUAGAUGAAGGGGAGGAGACGGGUUAAAGAAGGAUUUUUAAGCCUCGACAAUUGAGACAUGGAUUGUGUAUGUGUGCCAUUCAGAGGGUGAAUGGGCAAGACAAAAGAUUUAAGUGCAUUUGAAUGGGGUAUGGUAGAAGGUCCCAGGCGCACCGGUUUGAGUGUGUCAAGAACUGCAACGCUGCUGGGUUUUUCACGCUCAACAGUUUCCCGUGUGUAUCAAGAAUGGUCCACCACCCAAAGGACAUCCAGCCAACUUGACACAACUGUGGGAAGCAUUGGAGUCAACAUGGGCCAGCAUCCCUGUGGAAUGCUUUCAACACCUUGUAGAGUCCAUGCCAUGAUGAAUUGAGGCUGUUCGGAGGGCAAAAGGGGGUGCAACUCAAUAUUAGGAAGGUGUUCCUAAUGUUUUUGUACACUCAGUGUAUAUUACCUUGCUCGCGAAGUAAUUGAGGUACCAUCUUGCUACGCUAUUAUAUUUAUCAGGAGCUUGCUGUAUAGUCAGAUUUUGUUCAUUUUGACCCAUAGCCUGCUGCCAAAUCUUUUGGGAAAUCACCAGUAGACCGACGCAUGUCCCUACAAGAGAGGAAGGAGGCCUUGUAUGAGUUCGCAAGAAGGUGAGAUCAAACGCUGCAAUUCAGUCUUGGAUUGAUUUUAAUUUCAACCACCCAUAGAAUUGACACAUUUGACCCUACAUUUUACACUCAGUCGUUGUUGUCCACCUGUCAUCUGUUAGUUGUUCACGCCUUCCUUUCCUCUAGACGCUACAUCGAGAAGCAUGGACUGGAGCAGGAUGACAACCACUGAACAAGAUCUGAUCGCUGGGAAACGUGUUAGGAAUGACAGGCGUUAAAAUCAAAUAAUUGUACAGGAGUGUAUGGAGAGGAGAACAGAGGAUAGUUUUGUUGAGCCGCACGUACUGGAGGAAAACCUUCUGAAGACUUCAAUGGAUUUUUUUAUUUGCUUGCAUGGCAAUCAUGCAUGUCUUUUUUGGUUUCUCCCUGCAAAAAUAUUAUUUUGAUAAGAAUUUGUAUUAAGACCCAGUGACCAUGAUGGCAGAGGGGAUGAUGAAACAAAGGCCAUCUUUCUCUGCUUUCAGAGAAGGCACAUCAGCUCUUAGGUUAAUUAGGAUUCGACAGUAUGUGUUUCUGCAGUAUGAACUUUUUAAAGUGAAUAAAGUUCAUAAUUUAUAAAUGCAAGAGA
Molecule: messenger RNA, 13846 nt
Organism: Coregonus sp. 'balchen'
Lineage: Eukaryota; Metazoa; Chordata; Actinopteri; Salmoniformes; Salmonidae
Source: the annotation of a GenBank genome assembly